Messenger RNA from Rana temporaria (common frog), 1912 nucleotides. Its product is annotated as proton-coupled amino acid transporter 1-like. Gene Ontology annotation, biological process: proton transmembrane transport; glycine transport; L-alanine transport. Gene Ontology annotation, cellular component: vacuolar membrane. NCBI's taxonomy places the organism in Eukaryota, Metazoa, Chordata, Amphibia, Anura, Ranidae. The transcript has 11 exons. Bases 298 to 1740 code for a protein of 480 amino acids. Gene Ontology annotation, molecular function: L-alanine transmembrane transporter activity; amino acid:proton symporter activity; glycine transmembrane transporter activity. The record is from RefSeq and is a predicted model, not a curated record.
CUUGUGUUGUGGUGAGAUGGUCAGCUGAUCGGGAAUCACGUGACUGGGAUGGAGUGAGGAGGAAGAGAAGAGAAGAUCAGGGGGGAUCAUCGUUGGUGUGGCCCGGACACCUUGGGGACAGGAAGGAGGGGACAGUGGAGUGCCGUCAGUAGAGGAGGAGCUGACAGCUGGAUGUUCCCUGUGCACAGGGCACGAGUUGGCAUCUGACUCACCUAGCCGAUUUGCAGGAACAGACCCGGCUUGUGUCACCAUGGUGAUGUUACUGGGGGUUUGAAUGGUGAACAGCUGCACAGAACCAUGGCUACCACCAGGCUGAGGAAUGACACGUACAAUGACUACAGCUCCACGGAAUCUAGCCCCACCGAGGAGCAUUCACCAGCCAUCAACAACGUUCCCUCUAGGUCUGGACAGUAUGAGCGCAUUGGAGAGCACAGUAGCAGCAGCACAACAUGGUUCCAGACAUUAAUACAUUUGCUAAAAGGGAAUAUUGGCACAGGAUUGUUGGGGCUGCCGCUGGCUGUGAAGAACGCUGGAAUUGUGCUGGGUCCUCUGAGUCUGGUGGUAAUGGGAAUAAUUGCUGUCCACUGCAUGGAUAUUCUGGUAAAGUGUGCAAAUCACAUCUGUCAAAGGAAUCAGCGUCCGUUUGUGGAUUAUGGAGAUGCUGUGAUGUGUGGGAUGGAGAACGCCCCCAGCCAUUGGUUAAGAACAAAAGCCGUUUGGGGAAGGAGAUUGGUUGGCUUCUUCCUUAUUCUGACACAGUUGGGAUUCUGCUGUGUUUACUUUGUGUUCCUGGCUGACAACAUUAAACAGGUGGUAGAAGCUGCUAAUGCCACUUCAAAUGACUGCAGUUCAAAUGUGACAGUGGUAUUGAAGGAGAGUAUGGACUCCAGACUUUACAUCUUGUCCUUUCUGCCAUUCCUCAUACUUUUAGUCUUCAUGAGGAACCUGCGCUAUUUGUCUGUCUUCUCGCUGCUUGCAAACGUGGCCAUGUUGGGGAGUGUCGUCAUGAUCUACCAAUAUAUUGGAAGGGAUAUUCCAGACCCCACUCAUCUUUCCUAUGCGGCCAGCUGGAAAACCUACCCGCUCUUCUUUGGAACUGCUAUCUUUGCCUUUGAGGGCAUUGGAGUGAUUCUACCUUUGGAGAAUAAGAUGAAGAUCCCCCAUCAAUUUCCUGUUGUGUUGUAUGUUGGCAUGGGUAUCGUCACUGUUCUUUACAUCAGCAUGGGUACACUUGGAUACUUGCGUUUUGGCUCCAUGAUACAGCCUAGCAUUACUCUGAAUUUACCAAAUUGCUGGCUAUACCAAUCUGUGAAACUGCUGUAUUGCUUUGGGAUCUUUAUCACAUUUGCAUUACAAUUCUAUGUUGCUGCAGAAAUCAUAGUCCCCACUGCCACCUUUAGGGUGUCUGAACGCUGGACGCUAUUGGUGGAUCUGAGUGUGAGGGCAGCUCUGGUUUGUAUAACAUGUGUCCUGGCCAUCCUCAUUCCUCGCUUGGACAUUGUCAUCUCAUUGGUGGGAUCUGUAAGUAGCAGCGCUCUGGCUCUGAUAAUCCCACCUCUUCUAGAGAUUGUCACAUAUUACUCCGAAGGUCUUAGUCGCUGGGCCAUAGCCAAGGACAUUUUAAUCAGCCUGGUGGGCUUCCUGGGAUUUGUGCUUGGAACCUACGUGACCUUAUGGGAGCUGCUAGCACCAGAAUCUCAUCCAGGUCAUCUUAACACCACUCUGUAUGUGAUUCAAUAAAGGCUGAUGUUUCCCCUCAAGAUAUCUGCAGGUACUGGGGAAAGGUGGAAGCUUGAGAGAUCAAAAUGUUCUCUUUUAUAAAUGUACACUCUCGCACCAUCACUGUCUCAUGAAUGUAUGUAUUCUAGCUUCUUUAAGAUUGAUAAAACUUUGAUGUCUGUACUUACAACUA